AUGGAGCAAAUAAAGGAGACAUUUCGGAGAUGCAAGGAGGAGAAAAGAUCUGCUCUCGUGGCGUAUGUCACAGCGGGGUACCCCGAGGCCAGCGAGACGGUUGAUAUCAUCCUUGCUAUGGAAGAUGGAGGUGCAGACAUUAUCGAACUUGGAGUCCCAUUCACAGACCCGAUUGCUGAUGGUCCUACCAUCCAGCGCGCAAACACUCAGGCGCUUAAGAAUGGAGUCACCGUCACUUCUGUUCUUGAGAUGGUUAGAAUUGCUAGGAGGAAGGGACUCAAGGCCCCUGUGAUGAUGAUGGGAUACUAUAACCCUUUGCUACAGUAUGGUGAAGAGAGAAUGUUGAAGGAUGCCAAAGCCGCAGGAGUCAACGGUUUUAUCAUGGUUGACCUGCCGCCAGAAGAAGCCGUUCGAUUCAGAGAUUUGUGCAAAAAAGAAGGGCUCUCUUAUGUCCCGCUGAUUGCGCCGGCUACUUCCGAGGCCCGUAUGAAACUUCUCUGCGGAAUCGCCGACUCUUUCAUCUAUGUCGUCUCUAGAAUGGGUGUUACCGGUGCCACCGGAACAUUGAGCUCUGGAUUGCCCGAACUUUUGAAGCGAGUGCACACAUAUUCCGGAAACGUCCCUGCUGCUCUGGGAUUCGGCGUUAGCACAAGGGAACACUUCCUAGAAGUUCAGGGUAUCGCUGAGGGCGUUGUUAUCGGUAGUCAGAUGGUGACUGUCCUAGGCGACGCUGCCCCAGGAGAGCGGGCCCAGAAGAUCCGCGAAUACUGUUCGAGCAUCACAGGUCGAACUGUCCAGCGCGGCCCUGUCCCCGAAGCAGCCGAUGAGCCAGGUCUUGUAGACCAGCUCGAGGCUCUUAAUACCACCAAGAACCCUGCAGCUAUCCCUGCACAGUUCGGCGAAUUUGGAGGCCAGUUUGUUCCCGAGUCAUUGAUGGACUGCCUCGCUGAGCUGGAGGCUGGAUUCAACGAGGCCAAGAAUGACCCCAAAUUCUGGGAAGAGUACCGCUCUUACUACCCAUACAUGAGCCGUCCAAGCAGUCUUCAUCUUGCCGAGCGCCUGACUGAACAUGCCGGUGGAGCUAACAUCUAUCUCAAGCGAGAAGAUCUUAACCACACCGGCAGUCACAAAAUCAACAACGCCCUAGGCCAAGUCCUUCUUGCCCAUCGCCUUGGGAAGAAAAGAAUUAUUGCCGAAACUGGUGCCGGCCAGCAUGGUGUUGCUACCGCCACUGUCUGCGCCAAAUUCGGCAUGGAGUGUGUCAUUUACAUGGGAGCGGAGGAUGUUCGUCGCCAAGCUCUGAAUGUAUUCAGAAUAAAACUUCUCGGAGCCUCCGUUAUCCCUGUUGAGGCCGGAUCACGUACCCUCCGUGACGCGGUCAACGAAGCUUUGCGCGCUUGGGUCGUUCAUCUCGACACAACGCACUAUGUCAUCGGUUCAGCCAUUGGAGCUCAUCCUUUCCCAACCAUCGUCCGAACUUUCCAGUCAGUUAUUGGAGAAGAAACCAAAGCCCAGAUGAAAGAACUCACUGGCCGCCUGCCAGAUGCUGUUGUCGCUUGUGUUGGCGGUGGAAGCAACGCUGUGGGUAUGUUCUACCCCUUUUCCAAUGAUCCCAGCGUCAAACUCCUUGGCGUAGAAGCCGGGGGUGACGGAGUCGACACCGCGCGUCACUCAGCUACCCUUACAGGGGGCUCGAAGGGUGUGCUCCACGGCGUCCGAACAUACGUUCUUCAAAACGAACACGGCCAGAUCUCAGACACCCAUUCCAUUUCUGCUGGGUUGGAUUACCCCGGUGUUGGGCCGGAGUUAAGUAACUGGAAGGAUUCUGCUAGGGCCAAGUUCAUUGCUGCCACUGACGCACAGGCUCUAAUUGGAUUCAAGACCAUUUCGCAGCUGGAGGGUAUCAUUCCAGCCCUCGAGUCUUCACAUGCUGUUUACGGCGCAAUUGAGCUCGCUAAGACGAUGAAGAAGGGUGAGAACAUCGUGCUCAAUUUGAGUGGACGAGGCGACAAGGAUGUGCAGAGUGUUGCUGAUGCUUUGCCUGAACUUGGACCCAAGAUUGGCUGGGACCUGAGAUUCUAA
Trichophyton rubrum CBS 118892 is the source of this 2082-nucleotide messenger RNA. RefSeq names its product tryptophan synthase. The coding region runs from base 1 to 2082 and encodes 693 amino acids. The record is from RefSeq and is a predicted model, not a curated record. Gene Ontology annotation, cellular component: cytoplasm. The transcript is spliced from 3 exons. Gene Ontology annotation, biological process: L-tryptophan biosynthetic process. NCBI's taxonomy places the organism in Eukaryota, Fungi, Ascomycota, Eurotiomycetes, Onygenales, Arthrodermataceae. Gene Ontology annotation, molecular function: tryptophan synthase activity.